This is a messenger RNA of Paecilomyces variotii, 1617 nucleotides long. RefSeq lists its product as hypothetical. The transcript is spliced from 2 exons. NCBI's taxonomy places the organism in Eukaryota, Fungi, Ascomycota, Eurotiomycetes, Eurotiales, Thermoascaceae. Bases 398 to 1387 code for a protein of 329 amino acids. The record is from RefSeq and is a predicted model, not a curated record.
CUAUGACCGACCAUUACAGUAUUACCCAGUGCUUCCAACCUUUCUGAGUCACGUCUCAGUAGUUAGUUAGCUUUUAUUUUUAGCAGUAUGCCGAAGACGCAUCCUAUUCUUCACGGGUAGAUCACAUGCUCAACUGCUCGAAGAGGAGAGGCGAACAUUCUCUACUGAUUAUGAUACCACAAUCAAAGGAUCAUCUCACUCCCAGUAACUCGUGCCGGUUGCCUAUUGACGAACUCAGUGUGCGGGUAAUCCCUUCCAAUUUCACUUUUCUCUCCGUUUUCCUUUUCUUUACCUUAAAUAGUACCUAGAAGUCUCCCAUCUUCCUUUACUACAUACUUCAUCCGAGUACAGAAGCAUCCUUGACGAAGAAUUGGUUAAACAUCCGUUACAGACAAGCAUGGACAGCGUUAAGGUGAACGUUAACCUUCUACCGUUCGCAGACGUCCAAGAUUCCAUCACCAAAGCUAGGAACGAGUGGACAGAGACGAGAAACUUUAAUACGGCUCAUCAUACGACCGAUGAGAUAUUAGCAGUGGUUCCGGAAGAGAACGGUCUCCGUCACGUUAAACCGAGUAUCUACCCGACAAGGACUAGCCAUUGGCUCGGGUUGAUUGCUUCAACUCAAGGAAUGAGGACAUGGCAUGUUUUCGAGAUAUCGCGCUAUUUAGCAGAGGAACUCGCUUCGCUGUAUCUAACGUGGUGUUCGGGCAGACAUUUGGGCGAUGACACUCGUCAGGAAUUAAAGUCCUUGUUCCCUAAGACUACAACAGUCGGGGUUAAGGCAGAGGAUGUAUUUCAGGGGGAUAAAUGGUUCCUGCGUGUCGAUUACUGCAGCGCAAAGGACAGUGAAGCGGGUCAUUCUGUCGUGGAAAGUUUAGAUAACCUGAUUGAUCGCCUAUACACGUCUAUGCGGGCAAUCAGGGCUAUUACCGAUAUCCUCGAAGAGGACCCUCGCGAGAAGCCAAAGAUCUUUUUGAUACCUUUCAAUGCAGCCAUGGACUGCUCGAGAGAGUGCCGCGUUUUCUGCCCACCUCACAAGAACCGCGUUGCCGCGAUCUCUCAGUACCGUUGGACUGAGCCUUUCAUCUUUAGGGAUGCAGCUACUGCCCAGCAAGAAGCCCACGAGAUCUAUUCCGCAGCGUGCAUCCUGCAUUCACAGAUUCUCGAGCAUGCCGAAAGGACAGCUGACGCUGAGACGCGCAAGAGAAUACAGAACGAGGGCUUUACCUUCGAUAUUUUGAGGCCAACUUCGGGGGACAUCCAGUUAGUGGAGAUUAACCCCUUUGGCGCUAUGAGUGGAUGUGGAAGCUGUCUCUUCCAGUGGAUCCGAGACGCUAAACUACUUUAUGGGUUGAAGGAGCAAGUGGAACUGCGGUUCGCUGUUUAGGAGAGCAUCCUUUUGCUGGAAAAAGAAACGUGUUUUUAAGACCGUUUCGAGUUUACACUGCUUCCAUGCUCGAUCUUGCGAUGAUGAUUGAAGUGUGCUCCCGUACCAUAUCUCGAUCACUUGAUAUCCCCCCGGAUUGCUUGGGGUUUGUCGAAAGAAUGGGGCACAGCCACCACCAACCAACAGUUUUGAAAACCUUGGCCGCGUUGCUUCAGGGAUCACGCAGCAUC